This is a messenger RNA of Magnolia sinica, 1259 nucleotides long. Its product is annotated as probable aquaporin PIP2-2. The record is from RefSeq and is a predicted model, not a curated record. Gene Ontology annotation, cellular component: plasma membrane. Gene Ontology annotation, biological process: transmembrane transport. The coding region runs from base 102 to 974 and encodes 290 amino acids. The transcript has 4 exons. NCBI's taxonomy places the organism in Eukaryota, Viridiplantae, Streptophyta, Magnoliopsida, Magnoliales, Magnoliaceae. Gene Ontology annotation, molecular function: water channel activity.
GCCCUUUCUCUCCUCCAUCUCACACACACACUCUCUCUCUCCAAAGCUCUUGCAUUUUCUGCAGCUCCUUUUUUCGGGGAUUUUCUUGGGAAUCGUGCCACAUGGGGAAGGACGUUGAGGUGGCGGAACACGGAGAGUUCACGGCCAAGGACUACACGGACCCUCCUCCGGCGCCGUUGAUCGACGUCGAUGAACUGACCCAGUGGUCCUUCUACAGGGCCCUGAUCGCCGAGUUCAUCGCGACGCUUCUCUUCCUGUACAUCACGGUCGCGACGGUGAUCGGUUACAAAAGCGAGGUGGACCCCACCAAGAAUACCGCCCCUGAUGCGGCUUGCAGUGGAGUCGGCAUCCUCGGCAUCGCGUGGGCCUUUGGUGGAAUGAUCUUCAUCCUCGUCUACUGCACGGCUGGGAUUUCUGGUGGGCACAUAAACCCGGCAGUGACGUUCGGCCUGUUCCUAGCGAGGAAGGUCUCCUUGAUCCGGGCCGUGCUGUACAUGGUGGCCCAGUGCUUGGGUGCUAUCUGCGGCGUCGGCUUGGUGAAGGGCUUCCAGAAGUCUUACUAUGACAGGUACGGUGGUGGGGCCAACGAGCUAGCCGACGGCUACAACAAGGGCACGGGCUUGGGCGCGGAGAUCAUCGGGACCUUCGUGCUUGUCUAUACCGUCUUCUCCGCCACCGAUCCCAAGAGGAACGCCAGGGAUUCUCACGUUCCGGUUUUGGCGCCUCUCCCCAUCGGAUUUGCCGUUUUCAUGGUCCAUCUUGCGACGAUCCCGAUCACAGGCACCGGCAUCAACCCAGCUAGAAGUUUUGGGGCCGCUGUCAUCUACAACAAAGAUAAGGCUUGGGAUGAUCAGUGGAUCUUCUGGGUGGGCCCAUUCAUCGGUGCCGCCAUUGCUGCCGCAUAUCACCAGUACAUCCUCAGGGCGGCAGCCAUCAAAGCUCUUGGCUCCUUCAGAAGCAAUCCGCACGUUUGAUUCUCCCCUCAAAAGAAAUAAUGGUGUGAAUGUCUAUGGAAGGUUUGUCAGUCAGUCCGUCAGCGCAGCUGGUCUGUUAAAGUUUCUGGGUCUUUUGCAGAGAGAGCUGAGGGACCAUGAAUUGUAGAUAAAUCCGUUUGGUAGGGUUUUGUGUUCCUGUUUGUCUAGCCACUUUGUGUUCAGCUUUUUUUUACUUGGAAUGUACUAAGUGUUGUUACCUUUUUUCUCGUCCAUCUUCUUCUUUUAUGUACGUUACAUGAACUAGCAAAUGUUUUGCCUUUAUCA